CCCAUUUUCAUGGUUUUCUUCUCUGCUCUCUCUCUAUAUAAAUACCUGCCUCUGUAACUAUACGCGGGAAACUACUACAAACCCUACGACAAGAGCUACUUGUAUACGAGCUUAACCUCUUGACAAUGGAGGCGGUUGAUCCAACUCGUGCUUUUCUUAAGGAUGUUAAGCGAAUCGUCAUCAAGGUGGGGACUGCUGUUGUCACCCAAAAUGAUGGAAGACUUGCACUUGGAAGAUUAGGGGCACUCUGUGAGCAGAUUCAAGCACUAAACUCUCAAGGAUUUGAGGUUAUUUUGGUCUCAUCAGGUGCUGUUGGAGCUGGUAGACAACGCCUUAAACACAGAAAAUUAAUCAACAGCAGGUUUGGUGAGAUUCAGAAGCCACAAGUUGAAAUUGAUGGAAAGGCAUGUGCAGCUGUUGGACAAAAUGGUCUCAUGGCUUUUUAUGAUACAUUUUUUAGCCAGCUAGAUGUGACACCAGCUCAGCUUCUUGUCACUGAUAACGACUUUAGAAACCCAGAAUUUAGAAAUCAACUUACAGAAACCGUUAUUUCUUUAUUAUCUUUAAAAGUUAUUCCCAUAUUUAAUGAAAACGACGCCGUUAGCACCAGAAAAGCUCCAUACGAGGAUUCUUCUGGUAUAUUCUGGGAUAAUGAUAGUUUAGCAGCUUUAUUAUCUUUGGAGCUAAAAGCCGAUCUUCUUGUGUUGUUAAGUGAUGUAGAUGGUUUGUAUAGUGGGCCCCCUAGUGACCCUAAGUCAAAGUUGAUCCAUACAUACAUUAAAGAGAAACUUGAAAACACAAUUACAUUUGGUGAUAAGUCAAGGUUGGGAAGAGGUGGCAUGAUUGCUAAAGUCAAAGCUGCUGUCUAUGCCUCCAAUGGUGGCAUCCCUGUUGUUAUAACUAGUGGGUUUUCGGGAGAUAAUAUUGUUAAAGUUCUAAGAGGACAAAAAAUUGGAACACUCUUCCAUAAAGAUGCUCAUACAUGGGUGUCAAGUAAAGAGCUAAAUGCACGUGAGAUAGCAAUUUCAGCAAGAGAUAGUUCUAGGCGCCUUCAGGCUAUUUCUUCAGAAGAAAGGAGCAAGAUUUUAUUGGAUAUAGCGGAUGCUUUAGAGGCAAAUGAGAAAGUGAUUAUAAAUGAAAAUAAAGCCGAUAUAAAUAGUGCAAAAGAUUUUGGAUAUGAAACAUCAUUGAUCUCUCGAUUGGCUUUGAAGCCUAGAAAGGUUGGUAGUCUUGCAAAUGCAAUACGCGUGCUUGCAAAUAUGGAAGAACCAAUUGGACAAAUAUUAAAAAGGACAGAGAUUUCAGAUGGAUUUAUCUUGGAAAAGACGACAUCGCCCUUGGGGGUUCUUCUUGUUAUCUUCGAGUCUCGCCCUGAGGCACUAGUCCAGAUAGCAUCAUUGGCUAUUAGAACCGGAAAUGGGCUUCUACUUAAAGGGGGAAAAGAAGCCAAACGAUCCAAUGCUAUCUUGCACAAGAUUAUUACUUCAGUAAUCCCAGAAACAAUUGGAAAAGAGCUUAUUGGACUUGUGACUUCUCGCGAACAGAUUCCUCAACUCCUUAAGCUUGAUGAUGUAAUCGAUCUUGUGAUUCCAAGAGGCAGCAACAAACUUGUUUCCCAAAUUAAAUCUUCAACCAAAAUUCCUGUUCUAGGUCAUGCUGAUGGAAUUUGUCAUGUCUAUCUUGACAAAUCUGCCGAUAUAGAAAUGGCAGAAAACGUAGUUUUGGAUUCAAAAACAGAUUACCCAUCUGCAUGUAACGCUAUGGAAACACUUCUUCUUCAUAAGGAUUUGUUCGAAGAUGGUAUUGCUAAUCAGCUUAUGAAAGAUCUUUACACAAAAGGUAUUAAUAUUUAUGGAGGUCCAAAAGCAAGGUUGUUGCUAGAUCUUCCAGAAGCUUCUUCACUUCAUCAUGAAUACAGUUCAAUGUCUUGCACAAUUGAAGUUGUGGAUGACGUGGAUGCUGCCAUUCAUCAUAUAAACAAACAUGGAAAGGCAUUGCACAUACUGAUUGUAUUGUCACAGAAGACCAUAAAGCUGCAGAUACUUUUCUUCGUCAAGUUGAUAGUGCGGUUGUGUUUCACAAUGCAAGUACGAGAUUUAGUGAUGGGUUUCGUUUUGGACUUGGUGCUGAGGUUGGUAUAAGUACAAGCAGGAUUCAUGCUCGUGGAC
Lactuca virosa is the source of this 2168-nucleotide messenger RNA. NCBI's taxonomy places the organism in Eukaryota, Viridiplantae, Streptophyta, Magnoliopsida, Asterales, Asteraceae. The record is from the annotation of a GenBank genome assembly.